Molecule: messenger RNA, 1546 nt
Organism: Scleropages formosus (Asian bonytongue)
Lineage: Eukaryota; Metazoa; Chordata; Actinopteri; Osteoglossiformes; Osteoglossidae
Gene: galm
Product: galactose mutarotase
Exons: 7
Coding region: 254-1288 (344 amino acids)
Biological process (GO): glucose metabolic process; beta-D-galactose catabolic process via UDP-galactose, Leloir pathway
Molecular function (GO): aldose 1-epimerase activity; carbohydrate binding
Source: RefSeq, a predicted model, not a curated record
GGCACUCGGUGUGUCUCGCGCACCGACAGAGGGUUUCAACAUACUUUGUGGAACGUCGCUAAACACAAAAGCGAUUUUAUUUCGGUGGUUUACAACACAGAAAAGGGGGCGGGGGAGGGGAGCGCCGGAUUUCGGAGGCUCGACGGUUCGGUUUAGUUCGGUUUCUUUGCGCUGGACUUUGAUCCCGUGACGGAAGUGGAGUAAAUCAUGUGAGGAGGACUGUGUGUGUGUUUCGUGUUUCGUGUGUGUCGCGAUGACGGAGGUGAGGCAGGAGCCCUUCGGGCAGAUUCCCGGACAGGGAUUCGUGGAGCUCUGGACCCUGCGGUCCCGCACCGUCUCCGUACAGCUCUUGUCUCUGGGCUGCGCAAUAACGUCCAUCUGGUGCAGGGACCGCAGCGGGCAGCUCGGCGACAUCGUGCUGGGCUUCGACAGCCUCCGAGGUUAUCUGAAUAAUACCCGAUACUUCGGAGCGGUCGUCGGACGGGUCGCCAAUAGGAUCGCCGGAGGGAAGUUUGCGGUCGAUGGGAAGGAGUAUCAGCUGGCCAUCAAUAACGGCCCCAACGCCCUUCACGGGGGACUGCGGGGUUUUGAUAAGGCGAUCUGGGCCACGCAGGCGGCGGAUGGUGGCGUGAAGCUGACGCUGACCAGCCCCGACGGCGACGAGGGCUACCCUGGCGAGCUGAAGGCCUCCGUCACCUACACCCUGGAGGGGGACACGCUCUCCAUCCAGUACCACGCCUGCUCCAGUCAGACCACACCUAUAAACAUGACCAACCACUCCUACUUCAACCUGGCUGGCCAGGGGGCUCCUGACAUAUAUGACCAUGUGGUGUCCAUCACAGCUGAUGCCUUCCUGCCUGUCGAUGACACCAUGAUCCCCACAGGGGAAGUGAGAGCGGUGGAUGGCACGCCCUUUGACCUCCGCAGCCCCGUGUUGAUCGGACCUCGUUUGAGAGACGCGCCGGGUCCGGGUUUCGACCACAACUUCUGCCUGCGGUCCCCCGGGGAGCCACGGGCAGAGAGACGCUGCGCAAGGGUCCACCACCCCGCGAGCGGCCGGCUCCUGGAGGUGAGCACCACCCAGCCCGGCGUGCAGUUUUACACCGCCAACUUUCUGGACGGAACGGCGAGAGGCAAGGGCGGCGCCACCUACCCCAAGCACAGCGCUUUCUGCCUGGAGACGCAGAAUUGGCCCGACGCCGUCAACAAGCCCCAAUUCCCCGAUGCGCUGCUGAGGCCCGGAGAGGAGUACAGUCACACCACCCGCUUCACCUUCUCCGCUGUUUGAGGAGCCCCUGAGAAGAACACGCUCAUGAGGUGAUGCUGCUCAAGAGCGAGGAUCGCAAAGUCUGAGGUCUUUCCAAGAUGCCUUUGCGUAGAUAAGUGGAGAGAUUGAAAUAACGUGAAUGUUACCCACCAGUUGCGUUGACUGUUAAAUCGCUCCACACUUAAUGUCAAUUUUACACAUUCUAACACUGAACUGCUUUUCUCUGGAAUUGUAAGUGAAAAGGGAAAACGUCAUUAAAAGUGAUGCUAAAUCAUGGUA